Camponotus floridanus (Florida carpenter ant) is the source of this 1093-nucleotide messenger RNA. RefSeq names its product sodium/potassium-transporting ATPase subunit beta-1. Gene Ontology annotation, biological process: sodium ion export across plasma membrane; intracellular sodium ion homeostasis; potassium ion import across plasma membrane. Lineage: Eukaryota; Metazoa; Arthropoda; Insecta; Hymenoptera; Formicidae. The record is from RefSeq and is a predicted model, not a curated record. Gene Ontology annotation, molecular function: ATPase activator activity. The transcript has 7 exons. The coding region runs from base 104 to 1087 and encodes 327 amino acids. Gene Ontology annotation, cellular component: sodium:potassium-exchanging ATPase complex.
UUUACAUUCAUAUAUUUACUUAUUACUUCAUAUAUGUAGGGAUAUAGAUUUCAUUUUUUUUUAUUAACCUGUUUUCAUAUAAAGAAAGAAAUAAUUCUUUGAAAUGGCUAUUCUUCACGAUGAGGAAUAUUAUCGGAGUAGAAUACCUGAACCGGAUUUAGGAGCAUUUCAAAAUUUUAUACAAUUUGUUUGGAAUCCAGAGAGAAAACAGAUACUCGGCAGAAGUGGAAAAGAAUGGGCCUUACUGGGAUUCUUCUACUCGUGCUUCUUCAGCGUAUUAGGUUCUCUCUUUGCGUUACAAAUGUGGAUCAGUAUUGAUUAUGCUUCGAAAUUGGAUAAGCCAUUUUUUCUUUAUGCCGGUUUGAUACCUAAAUCUUAUUUUGGCAAUAAUUUUCCGCUUUUUCGCCAAUUAGAUUUUGGUAGCCCAGGAAUUAGUUUUAAACCGAAUGUUUUGUUGCCCACGACAUCUCCUAUUAUCUGGGUGAAUAAUUCGAGUUCAAACGCGCGACCAAAAAGAUAUAUUCAGGCUUUGAGUGAUUUUUUAGAAGAAUAUAAUAAAAGCACAGAAAGUUACAAAACGGCUGUAGAAUGUAAUGAUACAGCAUCGAAUACGUCCGAUAUAAGACCUUGUUUUUUCAAUAUUGAGGAUCUUGGCGUUUGCGGAAAACCUCCAUAUGGAUAUACAAAUCCCCUUCAACCGUGUAUUCUUAUCAAGUUUAAUAAGAGAUUCGAUUGGAUACCAAUUUACUAUAAUAAAUCCUCUCAUUUGCCGGAAAACAUGCCAAGUGUUUUACAAGAUGUUGUGCGAUCUUCAAACAAGAAUCAAAUCUGGUUAUGGUGCGAUGGAGCCAAUAACGUUGAUAAAGAGCAUGUCGGAAAAAUUGAUUAUUUACCGAGUCCUGGCUUUCCUGUGCAAUAUUUUCCUUUUAUGGGACAACCGGAUUAUUUGGCUCCAAUGGUUGCGCUACAAUUUAAAAAUAUUACACCAUUCAGACUGGUGACGGUGGAAUGCAAUUUGUGGGCGCUCAACAUAAAGAAAGAAGCGCAUAGUGCAUUGGAUUUCCAGAUAUUUCUGGGGGAACCGUAGAAGAUG